AUGCUGGAUAAGCACAAGAGCAUCCUGACGCUGCGCGAGCAGCAGUGCAGCUCAGAGCGCGUGGAGCCGCGGCGCGGCCGUGCGCCCGUGGCGGCGCACGUCGCGCACGCGCACCACAACCUCGUGCUCGACUCGCUCUUCCCGCACGAGGACGAGGCACGAAAAAUUUUGAGAAGUCAGAGAAGAGGAGCUACUCUUGCUUUGACAAGUCUAACGAAACACUUUGGUAAUGAAUUACCUCAGAAAUUAAACUACUAA
Parnassius apollo (apollo) is the source of this 258-nucleotide messenger RNA. Lineage: Eukaryota; Metazoa; Arthropoda; Insecta; Lepidoptera; Papilionidae. The record is from the annotation of a GenBank genome assembly.